AUCCAGCCUCAGCGCGCCUUGAAGGUUAAUCUCACUCACGAGAGUUACGUGGUUGUUUGCGCUUUCUGCGUCAUGUAGGUUGGAGCAGCGACUGCAACAUCAGGUCUUUGGCCUACUCAACAUCCUGCCGCCCCUUCAGUCCAGCUCCGCAAGACGCCAUGGACACAGCCGGCGCCCCCAAGGCGGCGUCGCCCAAGAUAAUCAAGAAUGCUAAGGGCAAUAUCGUACCGAGUAGUCAGAUGGCGCACAUCGCGUAUGGCUGUGAGCACAUGGGCGAGAUGAUGGAGAAUGCGCGCAAGCAGACCCUCCAGCACUACCGACUUAUUCUUCACACGAUACACGAGAAGCCUCGCAUAAUAUCGCAAACAUACAUGUCCCCGAUCGAUGGCCAACCCGUCGUCUCGCUCCUCCCGCUAUACCUCUGCCUUCAAUGUCCCAGCAUCAUGACCGAGACCGACCGAGAUCAGCAUUUUGAGACAAAAUCGCACUGCUUCUCGGUCGAGUCGAGAGAAGCCUACAUCUACUGUGGAAAUUGCCAGGACUUCAUAUACGAUCCAGCACUUGAGGUUAUAAGGCUACAAAAGGGCAAGAAGCGAAAGCACGAAGACACGACCACGGCCGACGAUCACAAACUGGUAGUGAACAACUCCACCUUCCUCCCCUGUCGAGCGAUUGGCCUGCGCGGGCUCUACAACAUGGGGCAAACGUGCUUCAUGAGCGUUAUACUACAGACACUAGUACACAACCCAUUCAUACGAAACUUCUACCUCUCCGAAGGACACAAAACGGCCGACUGCGAAAGAGAAGCAUGUGUGAGCUGCGCGUUGGACGAGAUGUUCGUUGAGUUUCACUCAGCUGAGAAGACGGAGGGCUUCGGAGCAGUCAGCAUGCUUAUGGGGAGCUGGCUGGCAGGAGAGGCCCUUGCGGGAUACAACCAACAAGACGCUCAUGAGUACAUGCAGUUCAUACUCAAUGCGCUGCAUUUGGCGAAUGGGGGUUCUUCUGAUUCGGAAGACUGCACUUGUAUAGUCCACCAGACCUUUUGUGGGCAGCUCUCAAGCACCGUGACAUGCGACAACUGCCGUAACGUCACAACUGCACAAGAUCUGUACAUGGACCUCAGUCUCGACGUGAAGAACCAAUCCAAGAAACGGAAGCUGAAUGCUGGCAACGCGGACGAAACGCCGCUGAACAUUCGAGACUGCCUCGAGAGAUUCACAGCCAAAGAGAAAUUAGGGUCAGCUGAAUACACAUGUCGGAAUUGCGACAGCCCGCAGAACGCAGCAAAGCAACUCAGUAUUCAUCGACUACCGCCAGUGCUAUCAGUCCAUCUAAAGCGCUUCGAGCACACAAAGGCUCAAUCCUCCAAAAUCGAGACGAAAGUCGUCUUUCCUAUGAAACUGGACAUCUACCCAUACACCACUCAAUACAAAGAACAAGCCAAAGCCACGAAAGGUUCCGAUGCACCCGGUCUGAACCACAACGGCCUCAUUUACGAACUCUCUACUGUAAUCGUACACAAGGGCAAGAUGGACUCUGGACACUACGUCAGUUACUCGCGCGAAGGCGGUGACUGGUUUCUGUUUGAUGACAGUAAAGUGGUGCUGGUUGGUGAGGCGGAGGUUCUUGCUGCGGAAGCAUACCUUUUGUUCUACAUGAUCAGCAGCCUCGAAGUAUGAGUAUGCCUUUUCCCCUUUUCUGUUACUUGUAUUCCAUUUCAUGUAUCUUCUUUUUCUCUCAGGGCGACGGUUCUGCUGAACAUCUGCCGAUUGUCGGUAUGUUGACGGAGAUUAAUAAAUAGUGUGCGCUGCAUUCUUGGCGUUGAACUGCGGGUAUAGAGGACGGGGUAUGCUGCUUCUUAAACUGGCCAAGUCGAUGGCACUGGGUGGGUCUUUAGUAGGGAGAGAGUGCAUAGCG
Dothidotthia symphoricarpi CBS 119687 is the source of this 1917-nucleotide messenger RNA. RefSeq names its product ubiquitin carboxyl-terminal hydrolase-like protein 22. Bases 159 to 1679 code for a protein of 506 amino acids. The record is from RefSeq and is a predicted model, not a curated record. The transcript is spliced from 6 exons. Gene Ontology annotation, molecular function: zinc ion binding; cysteine-type deubiquitinase activity. Lineage: Eukaryota; Fungi; Ascomycota; Dothideomycetes; Pleosporales; Dothidotthiaceae. Gene Ontology annotation, biological process: protein deubiquitination.